Molecule: messenger RNA, 3084 nt
Organism: Lathyrus sativus (Indian pea)
Lineage: Eukaryota; Viridiplantae; Streptophyta; Magnoliopsida; Fabales; Fabaceae
Source: the annotation of a GenBank genome assembly
AUGGGUUCUUUGGAUUCAACGAUCCCAUUGAAGAAAGGGAGCUUAUUUGGUCCUCAAUCAAGCAAAAAAGAGAAAUCCCCGUUUUCACAGAGGUUUAGAUCGAGCUUCUCUCGCUUGUUAUUCAAGAAGCUAGAUUACGUUCAAUGGAUUUGUGCUGUGGUUGUGUUUCUUUGUCUUGUUGUUGUGUUUCAAAUGUUUCUUCCUGUUUCGGUUGUGGAGGAUUCAGAAGAGUCUUUGAGAGCUGUGACUAUGCGUUCUUGGGAGAGUUCUCGUCACGAUAGUAGAGAGAGAUAUGUGCUGGAUAUUGGUGAAGAUGAAGCUGUUUUUCUGCCGAGGAUUUCGGAGAAGUUUAAGGAUUUGAGUCUGUUGAAUCAUACGGGGGAGCGGUUUGGUUACAGAAAGCCUCAGUUGGGACUGGUAUUUGGAGAACUAGUGGUUGAUUCACAACAAUUGCUAAUAGUAACAAUUGCCACAGCUUUGUUAGAGAUUGGCUACACAAUUCAGGUCUUUUCGCUUAAAGAUGGACCAGGACGUAAUAUGUGGAGAAAUUUAAGAGUUCCGAUCACUAUUAUUCAAACUUGUCACAAGGCAGACCACACUGUAGACUGGCUAAACUACGACGGUAUAAUUGUGAGCUCUCUUGAAGCUAGAGGUGCCUUUUCUUGUUUUUUGCAGGAACCUUUCAAGUCUAUACCUCUUAUAUGGAUUGUUCACAACAAUGCUCUUGGUUACCGUUCAAUACAAUAUACUGCUAGUGGGCAGGUUGAACUUUUGAAUGAUUGGAAAAGAGUUUUCAAUCGUUCAUCCGUGGUUGUCUUUCCAAACUACGCAUUGCCGAUAAUCUACUCCACAUUCGAUGCUGGAAAUUUUUAUGUCAUUCCUGGUUCCCCUGCCGAAGCAUUAGAAGCAGAUGCAUUUAUGGCAUUGCAGAAAGAUAAUUUGCGAAUCAGUAUGGGCUACGGUCCAGAAGACGUCGUUAUCGCAAUUGUGGGCAGUCAAUUUUUGUACAAAGGCAUGUGGUUAGGACACGCCGUUGUUUUGCAGGCUUUGUCACCACUUUUGGCAGACUUCCCUAUAAGCAAAGAUAAUUCUAGUGCGCAACUACGAAUCAUCAUUCAUAGUGGAGAGUUAACAAAUAACUACAGUGUAGCUCUUGAGACCAUGGCACAGAGCUUGAAAUAUCCAAGAGGUACCAUAGAGCAUUUAGCUGGAGAUUUGAAUGCAGAUUCUGUUCUCAGCACAGCGGAUGUUGUGAUAUACGGGUCCUUGCUUGAAGAGCAGUCUUUUCCAGAGAUUUUGAUUAAAGCCAUGUGCUUUGAGAAACCGAUUAUUGCUCCUGAUAUUUCUAUGAUCAGAAAAUAUGUCGAUGACAGGGUGAACGGCUAUCUUUUCCCUAAGGAUAAUAUUAGAGUUCUUAGACAAAUCAUGUUAGAGGUGAUUUUAAAAGGGAAAAUAUCACCCCUGGCUCGGAACAUUGCCUCAAUGGGGAGAAGAACCGCCAAGAACCUUUUGGUUUCCGAAGCAAUUGAUGGAUAUGGAGUUUUACUUCAGAAUAUUCUCAAGCUUCCGUCAGAGGUUACCCCUCCUAAAGCUAUUUCUGAAAUACCCUCUCAUGUUAAAGAAAAGUGGCAGUGGCAUUUGUUUGAAGCAGUUCCGAAUGUGACGUAUCAAAAUAGGGUAUUGAGAAGCAACACAUUUUUAGAUAAAUACGAAGAAUUUUGGAAUCAUUCUCGAAAAAAUAAACCGUCUACUGCUGUUGCUGUUAAUGAUCCAUUCGUAUAUAUCUUAUGGGAAGAUGAAAAGUAUACUCAGAUGGCUAUUACCAAAAAAAGAAUAGAGGAUGAAGAGUUGAAGGAUAGAUCAGAACAAUCACACGGAACAUGGGAAGAAGUAUAUCGAAAUGCAAAGAAAGCUGACAGGUUAAAGAAUGAGUUGCAUGAAAGGGACGACGGAGAGCUUGAGCGUACUGGACAACCAUUAUGCAUUUAUGAACCAUACUCUGGGGAAGGUUCCUGGCCUUUUCUACAUAAAAGAUCUCUAUAUCGCGGAGUUUCUCUGUCCGGCAAAGGUCGAAGGUCAGGGAGAGAUGAUUUUGAUGCAUCUUCUCGUCUUCCAUUGCUUAACAAUGCUUACUAUAGAGAUGUACUCGGUGAAUUUGGAACCUUCUUUGCGAUUGCUAACCGGAUUGAUCGCUUACACAAAAGUGCUUGGAUUGGAUUUCAGUCUUGGAGAGCAACGGCAAGGAAGGCUUCUUUGUCCAGAGCUGCCGAAAAUGCAUUAUUAGAUGCUAUCCAAUCUAAAAGGUAUGGAGAUGCACUAUAUUUCUGGGUGCGGAUGGAUACGGAUUCGCGAAACCCUUUGCAGAAGGACUUUUGGUCUUUUUGCGAUUCCAUUAAUGCAGGAGGUUGCAAACCCGCUUUCUCAGAAGCAAUGCGGAGAAUGUACGGGUUAAAGGAUGACGUGGAUGCUUUGCCACCCAUGCCCGUGGAUGGUGACACUUGGUCUGUCGCGUCGAGUUGGGCUCUACCCACAAGAUCCUUUUUAGAGUUUGUGAUGUUCUCAAGAAUAUUUGUCGAUGCAUUGGACGCACAGAUGUACGAUGAACACCAUUCGACCGGACACUGUCCUUUGAGUUUGUCAAAGGAUAAGCAUUGCUAUUCAAGAAUCCUCGAUCUUCUCGUAAAUGUGUGGGCCUACCACAGUGCAAGAAGGAUGAUAUUUGUGAACCCCGAAAACGGUCUAAUGCAGGAGCAACACGCGUUCAAGAACCGUAGAGGAAAAAUGUGGAUCACAUGGUUCUCAUACAACACACUCAAGAGCAUGGACGAGGACUUAGCAGAGUUAUCAGAUUCUGAGGAUCCUAAUAGACACUGGUUGUGGCCAUCAACUGGUGAAAUUUUUUGGCAAGGUUUAUAUGAGAGGGAGAGAAGUUUAAGAAACAAAGAGAAAGAAAAGAGGAAGCAAAAGAGUUUAGAAAAAUUAACAAGAAUGCGGAAACGACAUCGACAACCAGUAAUCGGGAAAUAUGUUAAGCCUCCACCGGAUUCGGAAGAAAGUUCUAACUCAUCUUUGGUUGCAGUAUAA